UGGCUUCCACACAGUCUCUCCUAAAGUCCAACUCUGGAUGAGUCAAAAUGUCCAGACCUUACAGGCUGCUGGUGAAAAAUGCCAAACAGCUGGUUUUGAUCUGCAAAAGCUCAGAGAAGUUCCUGACCAAAGAAGGGAUACAAAAUUUGUGUGUGAUUGAAAACGGGAGCAUUGUGAUAGGAAGUGAUGGACUGAUUAAAGCUGUGGGACCUGCAGAAACCAUCAAAUCUCAGUAUGCAGAAGCUUUGUUUGACAAAGUGAUCGAUGCUACAGGAAUGUGCGUCCUGCCUGGGUUGGUUGACGCUCACACGCAUCCUGUCUGGGCUGGAGACCGGGUGCAUGAAUUUGCAAUGAAGCUGGCAGGUGCCACCUAUAUGGAUGUGCACCGUGCCGGUGGAGGCAUCCACUUCACAGUGGAGCACACUCGAGCCGCCACCGCCUCGGACCUCCUGGCGUCCCUCCGCAGCAGGUUGGUGCGGAUGCAGCGAGCAGGCACCACCCUGGUGGAGUGCAAGAGCGGUUACGGCCUGGAGCUGCAGACCGAGCUUAAAAUGCUGGAGGUGAUCGAGGAGGUCCGGCGCUCCCUGCCCAUAAACAUCUCUUCAACCUACUGUGGAGCUCAUGCAGUGCCCAAAGGGAAAACAGUGGCAGAAGCCACGGAGGACAUCCUGCAGGUUCAGCUGCCGAGGCUGAAAGAAAAGUUGUCUGCUGGGACUCUCAGAGUCGACAACAUCGAUGUGUUUUGUGAGCAGGGAGUAUUUGACCUCAGCUCGACUCGCUCCAUCCUGCAGGCUGGCAAACAAAUGGGCCUCAACAUAAACUUCCACGGAGACGAGCUUCAUCCCAUGAACUCUGCUCAGCUGGGGGCAGAGCUCGGAGCCUUAGCCAUCAGUCACCUGGAGGAGGUCACAGAUGAAGGCAUUGCUGCCAUGGCCAAAGCAAAAACCGCUGCAGUCCUCCUGCCAACUACAGCUUAUAUUCUCCGGUUGCCCCAGCCUCGGGCCAGAGACAUGCUGGAUGCCGGAGUAAUCGUAGCCCUCGGGAGCGACUUCAACCCCAAUGCCUACUGCUGCUCCAUGCCGAUAGUGAUGCACCUGGCUUGCGUUAACAUGAGGAUGUCUAUGCCGGAGGCUUUGGCCGCGGCCACCAUCAACGCAGCCUACGCCCUCGGGCGCUCCCACACACAUGGAUCCCUGGAGGUCAACAAGCACGGAGACCUGCUGCUCCUCAACGCCACUCCUGACUUCCUCAUGCAGUUCCUCUCAGCACCCUAUCAUCACAGUGCAACUCCUUCUGACCUCUGUACUUCUCCAUCAGCACUCUCAAAGCAAACGUUGCACAUGUAGUGCUCUCUCUGGGCAUGAAGCCAUACUGCUGCUCACUGAUCAUCACCUCGCUCCUUACAUCUACUCUCCCUCUCUCAUAUCAGCCAGCUCUCUCCCUUUGCCAAUCAUAGUCCCUACAUUUAAAGUCCCUGAUCUUACUGUACUUCCACGCUCACACCUUUCCUUCUCACUGCCUCCUAGCAAACCUUUCCUCUUCCUUUGUGCUACUGUUGGCCAAAGAUAGUUACCACCAGCACCAGGCAGUCACUGUUAACCCAGCCCCUAUCUAGUUUUUAAAAAAAAAAAAAAUAAAGUGGGCAAACGCUUGCAACCCCUACUCUAGAUCAAUGUUAGAUGGAAAGCUGAUUCGGGAGAAAUAUUUUGCCCCCUCUGGUCUGACCUUUGUUAAGCCUGAAGCGACCCGAUGCUGGUUUUAUCAGUAGAUUGCUUAAACAAAAGCAAGUGUGUCAGUGAUUAUCACCUGGAACAAAAAUCACAUCAAACCGCAUUUCUGUAGAGUGCUCU
Archocentrus centrarchus (flier cichlid) is the source of this 1850-nucleotide messenger RNA. RefSeq names its product amidohydrolase domain containing 1 (gene amdhd1). NCBI's taxonomy places the organism in Eukaryota, Metazoa, Chordata, Actinopteri, Cichliformes, Cichlidae. The transcript has 9 exons. Gene Ontology annotation, molecular function: imidazolonepropionase activity. The record is from RefSeq and is a predicted model, not a curated record. The coding region runs from base 48 to 1346 and encodes 432 amino acids. Gene Ontology annotation, cellular component: cytoplasm.